Messenger RNA from Macrobrachium nipponense, 6645 nucleotides. RefSeq names its product myb-like protein X. The transcript has 10 exons. The record is from RefSeq and is a predicted model, not a curated record. Bases 476 to 5425 code for a protein of 1649 amino acids. NCBI's taxonomy places the organism in Eukaryota, Metazoa, Arthropoda, Malacostraca, Decapoda, Palaemonidae.
ACCGACCCUCACGGCAUCAACAGUGAUCUCGGACAAUGAUAAUACGAAUAACAAAAUCGGUGAAUGUGAUGAUUCUGAAACGAAAAACUAAAAUUUAAAACAUGCAUAUAUAGCAUUUCUGUAACAUAUCUUAUGAAAAUCUCGACCAUUUUUAUAAUCGCCUCGACCAGAAAAAACCAUAACGACUAUACGUGAAUUGCACUUGAAACACUGUGGAAUAUCACUAAUAGAAACCGAAUACAACGAAUAAAAUGUUGACUGCGAAAAAAUAUUCAACCAUACUGGAUUUGUGCCGUCGACGGAAAAACAUAGUAAACAGCUGCGCCUCAUAGGAAACCAAUAGUGUGAUGUGACCUACUGAUAAAUACUGGCAACUCACAAGUAGACAGAACGCAGGAUAUUUCAGAAAAAGCCAAGAUAAAAUUAAAGGAUGGGCUGCAAUACAAAGUGAAGGAAAACAGGUCAAACAUCGGAAAUGAAGACUAAGAAACUUGACACUUUGGAGAAGUACACCACUGUGGCUGUAAGAGCCAAAAUCUCCGUAGAAGUCGAACAGAGAAAACGCCUUGGGGCUUGGGGGAAGAGGGUCCUAGUGCUCGACGGGACUACGCUUUACGCUUACAAAACAAAGGGAGAUGGUGGAAGUGUGGGUGGCUGGGCAGUUGCUGGAGCUGAUGUCCAUGUCAGGCGAAGCAGUGACUCGAACAGGGAAGAUGGACGCCAUAUUCUCGUCAUUGCUCGUCCUCCGGUAUACAAGCUUGUAUUUGCUUUCUCAACAGUCUACGAACAAGCCAGGAUGAUACAGGCAUUAUCGUCGUCUGGAGCAACUGUCACCGGACUGGAUGCAAUCAUGCUUCUGAAAAAUCUACGACAACAACAAGAACAAGAGCAGAAAGAACAAGAGGAAAGGAACAGAGCUCAAAGCGCCCAGACAUCCGCAGAACAAGACGACGAGGAACACACGUCAGAAGAGCAUGGUCUGGGGGGACUGAACAAUGGCGAACCACCUCUAGAAGAGAAAGAAAAUGAAAAACCAGAAGACCUACAAGAAAUUGAUGAAUCGAUCUAUGAUCAAGGAACAGGCACUGUGACAAACCCAUUAUAUGUAUCUACCGAGGAUCUAAAGAAGGAAAAGCGCAAUCACCUGGAUGAUGUUUCAUCAGCCAUCUCGCCUUCCAUCAACACUUAUACGGGUUCAGACUCAGGGGCAUCACACUUCCCGGGGGCAUCCCCCGACAAAGAUUCAGAAGACAAGGUUAAUCCUGUUCCUAAGCCACCCCGGGUGAGCGUGAGUGAGGGAAGCCCUAUAAGCAGUUCCUCAGUGCCUGAUAGAGCUGGAAAUGAGAGGAGUGUCUGUAAGACAGAAGAGGAAGCCUCACUUCAACAGUCGGACUUUACAAGUGACAGAGUGCAGCAGUAUCUGUCAAGGGAUGUCAUCCCUAAACUUGUAGUGACAGAAGGAAGUAUUGAACAUGACGAUUGUUCCUCACAGUACAACAACAAAGAUAAUUUAAGUGAAAAUACAUUUUCAGAAACACCGAGCAGUUCUCAUUCUAGUUCUGAUGAAGACACCGAAGGUGAAGGUUUUUAUGAGGUUAAUCCUGACCCGCAAGAAGGGCUUGAUCUUCAAGAAACAAUAGCAAACCCAGAAGACAGCAGCGUUCAAAGCCAAGAUUUUGACAAUAAUUACGUUGAAUUAGUUAGCAAGAUGAAGUUAGAAAGAGGAUUAUCCAUUGAAUCUAACAGUGGAGGCUCAAUCAUUGAAGCUGAAUCACCCGAGCGAAUGAGGAAGCUCCUGGGAGAUUCUCCACUUAGCGACGAUUCCACCAAAAGUCCAUCCCCAGAUAAUGGGCCAUGUGAUAAAGAAACCUCUAAUGUGCUCUGCAGUGACAGAGGGUACAUUGGUAAACAAUAUAAAGGAGAUUCAAAGAUCUCAGCGGUGUCCGACGACAUCGUAAGUGAUAAUGACGAAAGGUUUGAGCAAUUAUACCAAGAAUUAAGUAGAAAUGGUAACAAUGAAACACAAAAUAAUGUGCAGACUAACGAUAACAUGAUUAACGACACUCCAAAUACCAUUCAGAGCCAAAAUGUUUCUGCAGAUGACGAAGAUUCACGGGAGAUAGACAAAAAGAACCAUCCAAAUGGAAGUGCAGAAGCUGCAAAUACAGAAGAAAAUAAGGAAGAAAUCAUUCAAGAAAAAAUUAUUCAUGAGGCGGCCAAAAUCGAGGACGAAGAAGAAAAUUACGGAAGCGCAAACCUCAAGAGAGUCAGUUCCAUUAUCAAGAAGAAAGGAGCUCCUAGCACCGGGAAAUCCAAAAAAGUUCAGUUUAACUUGGACGCAACUACAAUAGAACACAAGGCAUUCGAUCCACCAGCAUCAUCAGAGUCAAUAACGAAGAAAAAAUCAGACGACGGGCCAACAUCUCCAGCUAAGAAAAGGGGCAUUUUCUCUAACAUUUUUUCAAGUCCCUCCAAGAAAUCGGAUGCGGCACCGCCAAAAGAAGAGGCUAUAAAUAAAAAGAAUUUACCAUCUAAAAAAGAAGACAUCAGCAAAAAGGAUCUACCUUUAACAAAAGUGGACGCUAUUAAUAAGGAACUAUCUUCAAAAGUGGAAAGUGGCAAUAAAAAGGACCCACCCUCUCCAAAACUAGACAAGAACGGAAGUGUCAAAAAGACGCCUCCAGCAUCUCAUGGAAACUUGAAAAGACAGCCAACAGUUGAUUUAACAGCCCCUCUCAUUAUUUCAGGAUCCGUGGAGAUGGGAGGCAGCAUUAGCGGGAAGGUGUCCCCAAGACGCAUUGAGGUGCGAGACGGGCACGUGCUGGCAUUCAUGCCGAAAGCAAAUUCACCGACAUCGAGACUGUCUCUCGUCGGCCUCUCCGUUACCCCCUUGGUAGGAGGUGUACAUCCCAAUGCGCUAUCUCUCGCGAGAGCUAAUCGAUGCAUGAUGGUCAUCAAGCUAUCUACUCGUGAGGAAAUGAUGCGAUGGAUCAACGUCCUGUCCGAUGAAGUCAUCAAGUUGACUCCCGAGAAUCAGAGAAGAGGACUCAUCCUGUAUCCAUCGCCCCAAAAAGACGUUUCAAAGGACCAGAGCGCAGGGACCAGCGAGAACAGCAAAGAAUCCCAUGAAAAGGAGAACACGGCUAUUACACAUAACUUUGCAAAUGGACAUGAGGAAGCCCAAGCUGAAAAGGUCAAUGCUAAAAACAUAGAUUUAAAGAAACACAAUCAGCCUGAUGAUGAAGAAGCAGUUAACGGCAAUAAAUCGACAGGUGAAAUAGAUGAGGACACUGGUGAUGGAUGGUUCAAAAAGAAAAGGCAGAAUGUUGUCGAAGAAUUCGAAAUGAACGAACUGGAGAAAAACGAGCAACCAAGAAAUCCCUCGAUUAAAUCAAAUCACCAACUUCCGGUAUUAGACAGCUUAAAAGCUGAACAUUCUCAAGAGGAAAAAGACAGCGAGAAGACCAGAAAAAUUAACAAACUCAACAUACAAGAAAUAUGGAGGGAGCACAAAGACACAACGAAUGAAAAAGAGAUGAUCAAUUCCCCUAACAGAAGGCAGAGUUUAGAAAACAGACAGCACCCACCUCUCAGACGCCUUUCUGGUCAGGAUCACUUUAUAAAAACAAAACCUAACGGGAAUGAUGUGGUAGGGAACCACCCCUCCGUCAAUAAUCCCGCUAAACGGGACUAUCAUGCAAACUGCCACCCACCACUUGAACGGCUUAGUAAUCGCUGCCGUGUUCUGAGUGCAAGUGAAUCCAAUCUACGAAAAUCUAGUGAACUAAAAUCAUACCAUACCCAAAAUCUACAGAGGUCUGGAAGUGAACUAGUAUUAAUAGAAAAACCAAAGGAAGCCAAUAUUAACUUGGAUACUGGCACAAGUGAUGCCACAAAUGUUUUAGUAUCAAGCCGCAUAAUUCGUAACCAGUCGUACAUCAAUAAAAGCUUCUACCAAAAGGGCCCAUCGAGCGGAAUGUCACCAGCUGGCAGCCCAUCUCAUAACCGCUCCAAAAAAUCUGUGUCUUACGAGCCUCGGGAAGUCGAAAUCAUUGAAUCUAAAAAGACCGGCAGCCAAGAACUCCAAAAAGUUGAUGUUGUACAAUGGUAUGAAGAUAACAAAACUAAACAACAGGAUUUAGAACCAUCACAGGAAGACUUGCCUGGGAUAACCUGGUCAGUGGCUGCUACAAGGGAAAAGUUUGAAUUGCUUUGCUCUGUAAGUGGAGAGAAUAAAAGUGGAAAACUUACAACAAAAACACCCAUAUCCCGUAAGAAAUCUAUCAAGAAGAGGCGAUCCAUUGAAGGUGCACCUGGAAGACGAUCUAAUGCUCGAUGGAGCACAAGAUCCUCUUCACAGGAAGCCAAUGAUCUGUCUAAUUCUUCAACAACCUUACCAGCACACAUGCAAGCCAAUUCAGUCUCUGAUCGCACAACUGGCAAUACAAAUACUUCAUCCUCAAAUAAUGCUUAUGGUUUUAAACUCCCACCUGUUCGAGACCUCAGGAGAAACUUUGAGAAAGAUGUCACAGAUAGUUCUGAUUCCUUUUUAACUAACUCAUCUUCUUUGGAUUCAAUAAACAAUGUCAGUACAUUUAAUGACACCAACAAUGACGCAACAACACAGGAGCCUUCGAGUCCCCUAAAAUCCCCUUUGCGACGCACACAGAAUAUCCUUUACACUGCAAACAGCCCAUGUUCCUCACCGGAACCUGAAUUCAUCACUAGUAAACUCAUCAACAGCAGACCUAGGAGUAAUAUUCAAGAAGAGGACAAAGGUGUUGUCUCGCGUGCUCUUAUUAAUCAAGUAAACCCUGAAAGAGACAGUGAAGUUGUUAUUUGCUGGAGAGGACCCUACAUAGCACAGGACUCGGACUCGGGCCAAAAUACUGACCAGAGUGAGGAAAAUCCGAAAAAGGACCGGAAAGAACGAAAGGAAGCAGAACAAGCAGUGUUGUCAAACAUCAGCAACGCUUUCUUGGCAAAGCGCCGUUUACUGUCCAGAGAAGUGGCCACGGCCAGAAUACAGGAGAAGCUGUCUGCGUUGGAGGAAACCAUUUGGGAUAUUCAGGCCUCCUUGGCGGAACUCGAUAAACAAACCUCGUCAAUGAAUGCCAAACCAACAAACAAAUGGAAAACCUUGGAGAGAUCUCUGCAUGCAGCAGAAGAGGACAUGGCCUACUGGACGUCGCGCCUUGCACAGACGCAGAAAGAGGCUGAACAGGCCAGAGAGAAACUGGCGGCUGCUCUCGUUACGGGCCUGUCGCAGUACAACUCCGGAGAAACCAUCAAGCCUAAGCAUCGUCAGCAACUACUCAAGAAAUUCACGAAAGGCAGUUUCAAAAAUGAUCCCCAAGAAGAGGAGGAAGACGAGGUGGCGGAUGAGGAAAAUCAUUUAGACAAAGAGGAAGAAUCCUUUGCUUGAAAUCUACAGAACUAUAGCAAUCUUACUUAAUCCAUUUUCCAUGAAGGCGGCUUGGAAAAGCGAGAAAAGAGGGUUCAUGGGGGGAGCAGACAUAUUACCAAUUCCAUUAGUUAAGAAAAAGAAAAAACUGUGCCUCAAACUACAAUAUGCCUCGAAAUCAAAAGACAACAGACGAGUCAUUUUUAUAUAGUAUAUUAGUUUUCUUCGUUUAAUUUAGAAAAUGUUUUAGCGCCCUAAAUCUCGCUGUUUCUAGUCUCAAAUAGCUAACAUUUAAACCAGUCAUAAAUACAGGAAUUACUGUAAUUUUUUUUUUUUUUUUUUUUCAUUACAUCCGACUUAGCGUUAGUAGAAGCAAAGUGUCAGAUGUUAUUAAUUUACACUGGUGUUUAAAUAUCAAUGGCAUUAGUUUUUUUUUUAAAUAAACCUUGUUUCUCAGCAAGUGCCAAAGACAGACGAAUAAACGCAUGUGCUGACCUAAGGACAUGACCCUGAGCAAGCUCAAGGUGGCCUAAUCUGGAAUGACCAAAGGAUAGACAAACUCCUUGAUCGUUCAAUAAGUCAUGUGGUACUGUAAUCCUUAUGAUAGAUACUGAAUUAAUUACCACAUACACAAAAUUCACGUCUAUUCGUUCAAAUAAAUUAUAAAACGUGUUGUUGUUUGUGUGUACUUGCAAUGUUGUAACAUUUUUGUGUUGUCUUUAAUGUAUAUUUAAACAAAGUCAAGAAGAAAAAAUCGUUGUAACAUUUUAUUCAUUAUCAUUCACUUCAAAUGAAAUGUUUUUACGCUAAUUUAUGUAUAUUUUGAGUCGAAAAAUCGAUACAUAAUACGUACACAUCACGUAAGCUUUAUGUAUAUAAAUAUUUAAAAACAGGUUUGUUUAGACUCUUUCGCUAUUGUACCUAAAAAAUGGAUUCAUAUGUGGUUGCAGGUUAACUCCCACCGGAAACGACGUUCAUUGAUACAGUUACUUACUCCUAUCUCCAAAAAGAUAAUCCUACAUCUGAAAUUACUUCUCACUCAUGGUUUUACUGGACAUAAAAAGUCCUCUGUAUUAUAUAUUGUACUUACAUAGCAUAAUUUACUUAUAUACAUAGAGGUAACAUUUUAUACAUACAUACAAGUAAGUAUGAGUACACACUUCAAAUAAAUAGUAUAUAUAUUAGAUAUAUACAAAUAUACAUACAUACACACGCACACAUACACACACACACACACACAC